GUCUUGUAUAUCUCUUCCUGUCAUGCUUUUCUGAAUAGUUUGAAUCUUUAUCUAGGAACUUACUUCAUCUCGUAGAUCGAACAGAAGGGUCUGCAAUGGCAGAUCCUCCCAUCUUCGGCUUCUUCUGCACUUCCAUCGUCCUUCUGUCACUGCUGUGCCUGUCAAGUGCAGCCAACACCCUGAGUUCAGCUCAAUCUAUUGGAGAGGGAGAGACGUUAGUUUCCCCGGGCCGAAAGUUUGAGCUCAGUUUCUUCUCUGCCGGAAGCUCGAAGAAUGGUUUCCUGGGUAUAUGGCUUGUGGUGAGUCCUAAAACGGUUGUUUGGGUUGCUAACAGGAAUAGUCCGCUCACUGAUUCAAAUGGUACUCUGGAAAUAAGCAACGAAGGUGAACUUGUUCUUUUGAACCGAUCAAAGAGCGUCAUUUGGUUGACAAAUUCGACCAAGGUUCUCCGAAACCCAGUUGCACAGCUCCUGGAUUCUGGCAACCUUGUUCUUAGGGAACGAAACAGUUUAGAUUAAGCUAACUACUCAUGGCAGAGCUUUGAUUACCCAUCAGACAUGCUUUUGGUCGGUAUGACAUUGGGAUGGAACUUUAGAACCGGUUUGGAACGUCAUCUGACUUCCUGGAGAAGCGUGGAUGAUCCUUCCCCUGGAGACUAUGCAUUCAGAUACAAAAUUGAUGGUUUACCUCAACUCGAAAUAGCCAGCAAUGGUUCCGUCAAAGUUUCUCGAACUGGGCCAUGGAAUGGUGUUGGAUUCGCCAGUAUUACCAACGAGUUAACUGCCGUUGUUGAAUCCUUCUCUGUUUACAACGGAACAGAUGCCUAUUUUGCCAUUGAAACGUUCAAGGAUGAUAUCACAGCCAGAUUGAUAUCACGCCCGGAUGGUAUUUUCGAGUGUCAUCUAUUGAAGAGUGGAAGCACGAAAUGGGACCUGACUUACUCGGUCCCUUUCGACCCUUAUGACAGCUAUGGACGCUGUGGCGCUAAUGGCAUGUGCCGACCUAACCAAAGCCCAAGAUGCCUCUGCUUGCAGGGUUUUAUGCCCAAGUCACAAGAAGAGUGGGACAUGCUCAAUUCAA
Messenger RNA from Rhodamnia argentea, 1080 nucleotides. RefSeq names its product G-type lectin S-receptor-like serine/threonine-protein kinase At4g27290. The transcript has a single exon. Bases 96 to 518 code for a protein of 140 amino acids. NCBI's taxonomy places the organism in Eukaryota, Viridiplantae, Streptophyta, Magnoliopsida, Myrtales, Myrtaceae. The record is from RefSeq and is a predicted model, not a curated record.